This is a messenger RNA of Petromyzon marinus (sea lamprey), 1993 nucleotides long. Lineage: Eukaryota; Metazoa; Chordata; Hyperoartia; Petromyzontiformes; Petromyzontidae. The record is from RefSeq and is a predicted model, not a curated record.
GGUGGUGAGGAAGACGAGGUGGUGAGGAGGUGGUGAGGAGGUGGUGAGGAGGUGGUGACGAGGUGGUGAGGAGGUGGUGAGGAAGACAGCUGCCAUGGCGGCCCAUAAACCCACCGAGUGGGUGAGCGCGGUCAUACAGCGGUUUGAUGAGCAGCUGCCCAUCAAGGCGGGACUCCAGAACACUCACAGCAAAGUGAGCACGGAGCACAACAAGGAGUGUCUCAUCAACCUGUCCAAGUAUAAGUUCUCGCUGGUGGUGAGCGGACUCACCGCCAUCCUCAAGAACGUCAACAACUUGCGCUCACCUACUCGCUCAAACGCUCACCUACUUACUCGCUCACACGCUCACCUACUCACUCACCCACCCACUCACUCACUCAUCAACCUGUCCAAGUAUAAGUUCUCGCUGGUGGUGAGCGGACUCACCGCCAUCCUCAAGAACGUCAACAACUUGGGCAAGCGACAUGUCAAUGCUAGUGUGGAGAUGGAGCGGAAUCUGCAUCUCUCCCAGCUCAUCAUUCUGGACACGCUGGAGAAGUGUCUGGCAGGGCAGCCCAAGGACACGUCGCGUCUGGACGAGUCGAUGCUGGUGAAGCAGCUACUGCCCGAGAUCUGCCUCUUCAUCCACCAGCCGCGCGAGGGGCCGGCUCUGGCCGCCCAGCUGCGCUCCUCGGCAUCCAAGGUCCUCUUCUGCCUCUCGUGCAACAACUUCAACGCCGUCUUCAACCGCACGGCCACCAGGCUGCAGGAGCUCACCAACUGCACAGACGACGCAGCCGAUGUGAACGACAUUGAACUCAUUCAGCACAUCAACGUCAACUGCACUCGCCUCAAGAGGCUGCUGCACGAGACCGUGCUGAAGUUCAAAGCCCUGAGGAAGGUGGCUCAGCUGGCGGUGAUCACCAGCCUGGAGAAGGUGUUCUGGGUGUGGGUGGAGAACCACGCUGAUGAGUUCACCAACCUCUACCAGAGACCCCAGCCGGAGCUUGCGGAGAGUGCCCAGAAGCUCUUUGACCUGGUGGACGCGUUUGCCGAGAGCCCAAAACGCAAGGCGGCCGUGUGGCCCCUGCAGAUCGUCCUCCUCAUCCUGUGCCCGGACAUCCUCCAGGAGGUCAACGGAGACUUUGUGCAAGACAGCAACACCAACAAGAAACUCUUCCUAGAGAAUGUGCGACGUGCCCUCUCUGGCCACGGGACAAGCCGUCAGCUCACGGAGAGCGCCGCAGUGGCGAGCGUCAAGCUGUGUAAGGCGAGCACGUACAUCAGCUGGGAGGAUCACUCGGUCAUCUGUUUCCUCGUGCAGUCCAUCCUGCCUGACCUCAAGACGUUGCUCUUCAACCCGGCCCGGCCGUUCUCCCGUGGUGCCGGGAGUCUCAGUGCCGACCUGGACCUCAUGAUGGACUGCUUCAUCUCCUGCUUCCGCAUCAACCCUCACAACAACCAACACUUCAAGGUCUGCCUCUCCACGUCUUCGCCGGCCACGUUCCACUACGUGCUGGUGAACGCCCUCCAUCGCAUUAUCACCAACUCUCCGCUGGACUGGUGGCCCAAGAUCGACGUGGUCUACUGCUACUCCGGCGAGCUCCGUGCGAUGUUCUCGGACACGCUCAGCCGCGCCAUGCAGGGCUGCAACACCCACGCACCCAUACGCCUCACCACGAGCCUCACGCUCAGAGAGAAAGUGUCCAGUUUGAAGUUCAAGGAGAAAUCCUCCGACUCUGAGACUCUGAGCUACAAACUCCUCCUGCUGUCCAUCGUGAAACUCAUCCACGCAGACCCCAGACUCAUGCUGCAUAACCCCGGCAAGGCGGGUCACGAGAUCCAGGCUAGCACGGCCGAGCUGAUCACCGGCUUGGUGUCACUGGUGCCUCAGUGCGGCAUGCCGGACGUGGCACAGGAGGCCAUGGAGGCCCUGUUGGUGCUCCAUCAGCCGGAGAUCAUUGAACUGUGGAAUCCUGAUGCCCCCAUAGCCACCUUCUGGGAUAUCAGGUGA